This is a messenger RNA of Symsagittifera roscoffensis, 2303 nucleotides long. RefSeq lists its product as uncharacterized. Lineage: Eukaryota; Metazoa; Xenacoelomorpha; Acoela; Convolutidae. The record is from RefSeq and is a predicted model, not a curated record. Bases 212 to 2185 code for a protein of 657 amino acids. The transcript is spliced from 15 exons.
CAGUCUCAAGACGAUGAAAAAAAAUUAGAAGUGGUUAAAACAUAGAACAAUCAAAUCUUAUUCUUUGGCGAGUGCGUUUUACAUGAAAUUGAUGCCAAAAUUUUGAGAUUAAAGUCACUUAAGUCUAAAAACAACAAAAGCACAAAAGUAUUUUUAUCAACGUUAUUCUAAACCUCUGAAAAUUUCCUACUUUUGUUCUGCUUUAACAGCUAUGGACGUUUUCCGAGCCAUGGACAUUUUAAAACGGCAAAAUCCAGCAAAAAUAUUCAACAAAGUGUGGAUAUUUGCAGCUUUGAUCCACACAAUAACGGCGUCUUCUAGUGGGGUAGACUUGACCAUGGAGCCCAAUGCAACCGGAUGUGAAGUGGCAAAAGCAACGGUGCGUUUGAUCAAUGACUACUACAAAGCUGGCGGAUCCCUCUUGAAAUAUGAUCACAACUUCCUGCUAUACAGAAUAGCAUACUUGUACGACUAUGGACAGAACGGCAGUCUCCUACCAGAGAACGGAACCGGCAUGUGGGGAAUGACGAUGCAACAUUUUGAUGCGGCUCGAAGCUGGGCUACCACUGCGCUCAACCGAGUUGUGGACCCAGACGGCUUUCACAGUCUUCCCGAUGAAGAUUUGUUCAAGCCUAGGAUAGGGGCUCUUACUGCCUUCUUUCUCAUCCAGAAACAUGGUACAGUACCCGCGCAAUCGCAGACCGAGGAACAAUGGGACUACUGGGUGGAAAUGACUGGCCUCAAUGAUGAUGACGGGGCAAUGCGGGCACGUUUUCUGGACAAGUCUCAAAAACUUUUGAAUGGUUCGGACCAGGAAGUUGCCGAGUGCAUGAAAUGCAGCCAGCCACCUUCGGACAUUAUAUUCAUAUUCGAUGACAGCGGAAGUAUCGGAUCGGAUGGAUUUAAGAUUCAAGUGAAGUUCAUCCGAUCUGUGAUAACAUACCUGAAGAACAGUUUUGAUAGUGGAAACACCCAAUCAGCAAUUGUCGUAUUCGCCACUAAUCUAACAAGCACCACGCCCUAUAUGCAGGACUACUCCUCAAUUACAGCAUAUAUCGACAAAAUGAGUCACAAAUCAGGGAAUACAAACUUAGUAGCGGGUUUGCGGGAAGCAAGACGCAUAGUUUUAGUGGACCCCAAUAGCAGGGAAAACGACAGAUCUGUCAGGAAACUGGUCUUCUUCCUAACUGACGGUGCGGGCAACCAAGAGCAUCAUUUAUAUCCCAGUAUGACAGCACAACUUAAAAAUGUGACCGAUGGCCUUGUGGUGUAUUCGAUUGGGAUGACGUCGGGAGCAAUCUACGAUCAGCUACUUCUAGCGGCCACAUCAGAGGAUUAUGUCCGACAAUACAGUGACUUCAAUCAGUUUAACAACGAAAUACCAGCUAUACUAUAUGAUACAUGUGAAAUAUCCGUGGACCCAAUCAAUGCUGAAGUAGCCGAUAUAUUUGAGAUGCUUAAUCUUCAACUUGGCGAGGCGAGAGUUGUUCAGAUAACCUACCCCAUGACAGACACUGUGCUGUUGCUGGACUUCAAACCAGCAGCAAAGCUGAAAGGCAACGCAGAAUUGGUCGUAUAUGUAAAGUGUGAUGGUUCCAAUCCUAGCACGGUUUUCCAUGAUUACACUCAAAAGAUAACGUUCGAAAAAGAUGGCACAGCUCCAGUACAACUAGCAACUGGCUUCUGCAAAAAAAUCUCUCCGACCAAUGGUGGAAAGCUCCGAAGAUCUGCUGAUGGCGGAUCCAAUGCGACGCUUGACUCUGGGAUCAUCACUCUUAGUGUGGAGUUUCUAAGCACAACUGACAACUGCUCUAUUUGCACGAUCGAUCUGGUUUUGAACAUGUCAACUGUUGAUGCCGACACCUGGUUUGAACAGUUUGUCGAUAUUGUCGAAGAAACUGGCUCCAAAUGGCUCUGGCUGUUGGCAACCAUAUUCGGCAUCGUGUUCUUCAUGGUGCUAUCUUUCAUCGCAGGCUACGUAUGCCUCCAGAAGUGGAUUCAGUUCAAGGAAACAAACCGACAAAUCGACAUUUAUGACGAGAGAACAAUGAAGGAAAUGGAGAAGUAUGACGGGAUAACUCCACUGCCUAUGUACGAUUUCACGCCAAGCUACGCCAUGGGAUGGGGAGCCAACAAAAGACACAUUUCAGGAUCAGAUUGGGUUCACGCGAAUGCGUUCAACUAACCGCCUCGCCGGUCUCCAGUGAUGUCUCAAAGCAAGCGAUGUCUCAAAACAACUGGUGACGUCUCAGCUCCAUCAGAAUUAAAAACUUUUGAUAUUUUAUGAAAAGCGUUUCCGGACU